Molecule: messenger RNA, 2186 nt
Organism: Ceratotherium simum simum (southern white rhinoceros)
Lineage: Eukaryota; Metazoa; Chordata; Mammalia; Perissodactyla; Rhinocerotidae
Source: RefSeq, a predicted model, not a curated record
UCAGUCGGCGCGGCUGGCUAGUGCGCGGCGUGGAGCGCGAGCCGGGGCAGGACGCGCGGCCGGGGGCCGGGGGCUGGGAGAUCGGCGCCCGCCACCGGGCGAGGCCUGAGCCGCGAUGGCAGAGAUGGGCAGCAAGGGGGUGACGGCAGGGAAGAUCGCCAGUAACGUGCAGAAGAAGCUCACUCGCGCGCAGGAGAAGGUCCUCCAGAAGCUGGGGAAGGCGGAUGAGACAAAGGAUGAGCAGUUUGAACAGUGUGUCCAGAAUUUCAACAAGCAGCUGACCGAGGGCACUCGGCUGCAGAAGGAUCUUCGGACCUACCUGGCCUCGGUCAAAGCCAUGCAUGAGGCCUCCAAGAAGCUGAAUGAGUGUCUGCAGGAGGUGUACGAGCCCGACUGGCCUGGCAGGGACGACGCGAACAAGAUCGCCGAGAACAAUGACCUGCUCUGGAUGGAUUUCCACCAGAAGCUGGUGGACCAGGCGCUGCUCACCAUGGACACGUACCUGGGCCAGUUCCCUGACAUCAAGUCACGCAUCGCCAAGCGAGGGCGGAAGCUGGUGGACUACGACAGUGCCCGGCACCAUUUUGAGUCCCUCCAAACCGCCAAAAAGAAGGAUGAAGUGAAAAUUGCCAAGCCUGUCUCGCUGCUUGAGAAAGCCGCCCCCCAGUGGUGCCAAGGCAAACUGCAGGCUCAUCUCGUAGCUCAAACUAACCUGCUCCGAAAUCAGGCUGAGGAGGAGCUCAUCAAAGCCCAGAAGGUGUUUGAGGAGAUGAAUGUGGAUCUGCAGGAGGAGCUGCCGUCCCUGUGGAACAGCCGUGUAGGUUUCUAUGUCAACACGUUUCAGAGCAUUGCGGGCCUGGAGGAGAACUUCCACAAGGAGAUGAGUAAGCUCAACCAGAACCUCAACGACGUGCUGGUCAGCCUGGAGAAACAGCACGGGAGCAACACCUUCACGGUGAAGGCCCAGCCCAGAAAGAAAACUAAACUGUUCUCGCGGCUGCGCAGAAAGAAGAACAGUGACAACGCCCCUGCAAAAGGGAACAAGAGCCCUUCGCCUCCGCCAGAUGGCUCCCCUGCUGCCACCCCUGAGAUUAGAGUCAACCAUGAGCCCGAGCCGGCCAGCGUGGCAACACCCGGGGCUGCCCUCCCCAAGUCCCCGUCUCAGCUCCGGAAAGGCCCACCAGUCCCUCCGCCUCCCAAACACACCCCGUCCAAGGAGGUCAAGCAGGAACAGAUCCUCAGCCUGUUUGACGACACGUUUGUCCCUGAGAUCAGCGUGACCACCCCCUCCCAGUUUGAGGCCCCGGGGCCUUUCUCGGAGCAGGCCAGUCUGCUGGACCUGGACUUUGACCCUCUCCCACCUGUGGCAAGCCCCAUGAAGGUGCCCACGCCCUCUGGUCAGCCAAUUCCGUGGGACCUCUGGGAGCCCACAGAGAAUCCAGCUGGCAGCCUGCCUUCCAGGGAGCCCAGUGCUGCCGAGGGCACCUUUGCUGUGGCCUGGCCCAGCCCGACGGCCGAGCCAAGGCCUGUCCAACCAUCAGAGGCCACGGAGGUGGCGGGUGGGACCCAACCUGCGGCUGGAGCCCAGGAGCCUGGGGAGACGGCGGCAAGUGAAGCAGCUUCCAGCUCUCUGCCUGCCGUUGUGGUGGAGACCUUCUCUGCAACUGUGAACGGCACUGUGGAGGGUGGCAGCACGGCGGGGCGCUUGGACCUGCCCCCGGGCUUCAUGUUCAAGGUGCAGGCCCAGCAUGACUACACGGCCACCGACACAGACGAGCUGCAGCUCAAAGCUGGUGAUGUGGUGCUGGUGAUCCCCUUCCAGAACCCCGAGGAGCAGGAUGAAGGCUGGCUCAUGGGCGUGAAGGAGAGCGACUGGAACCAGCACAAGGAGCUGGAGAAAUGCCGGGGCGUCUUCCCCGAGAACUUCACCGAGCGAGUCCAGUGAGGGCAGUGGCUGCUGCAGCACUCUGGGCGUGUGAAGAACACUUUUUCCCGAAAAAUGUGUGUUUUUGUUUUUUCUGUUUUUGUUUUUAAACUUUUAAAAAGCAAAGGGAAAUUAAGAGGAGAGACCUAAGCCGAGAGGUGUUCUCCCAAAGGUUAGGUUGUUUUCCAAAGAGCCUGGUUUCGGCAAGUGCGGUGGAAUCACCAAGCUGCUGUGUCCCCUAGUUGAGUUCCCGGCCGCCCCU